Molecule: messenger RNA, 1015 nt
Organism: Plasmodium gaboni
Lineage: Eukaryota; Apicomplexa; Aconoidasida; Haemosporida; Plasmodiidae
Product: putative protein kinase
Exons: 1
Biological process (GO): protein phosphorylation
Molecular function (GO): ATP binding; protein kinase activity
Source: RefSeq, a predicted model, not a curated record
CACAAAAAAACAAGUUAAAUAAUUAUCCCUUUAAUGAUAAUAUAAGAAAUAAAAAUAUCCUUUAUAAUGACGAUAAAGAUAAAUAUAAAGAUAAAUAUAAAGAUAUAAAUAAAGAUCACGAUUUAUUUUUUGGAGAUAACAAAAAAAAAAAAAGGGAUGCUGAAAAUUAUAUGUUCAAUGAAACCUAUAACGUGUUAAAAAACACAAAUAAUGAUAUUAUAUUUCAUAAUAAUAAGAGGAAAAAAGAUUGUAUAGAAAAUACAUUAAAAAAUUUAUAUACUAAUAAUUGUGAUAUACCCCCAAGUAAAAAUGGCACAAAAUUAAUAAAGAGAAAUAUAAAUGAGGGUAGCUAUAUUAAUGAUGAUUUAUAUAAAGAUAAUAUAUUUAAUAAUAAGAGUUAUAUGAAUAUUCCACAUAAUAUUCACAAUGUGAACCAUCAAAAGGAUAAAGAAAUAUCGUUGAGUAAUAAUAUUUCGAUGCUACUCGAUCGCAUAAGUGAUAAUUCAGAUAAUAAGAAAAAUACAUUCGAAUAUGGCCAAAAUAAUUAUCAUGAUCAUUAUAAUAACAACACAACAUAUGAAAAUUCAUAUAAUUAUGUUAAUACAAUAAAUUAUAAUGAUAAUUUAAAUAUGGAUACAAAUAGUUUUGUUAUAUCAGAUAAUUAUAUAUGCCAAUUUGGUUUGUCUUCAUUAUAUAAAUGUAAAUUAAAAAAUGAAAAUAAUUCUUUCCUUAUAAAUGUUAUUGAUUCAUUCUAUUUAAAUCAUAUUAAUGGAAAUGAUAUUGUAGCAAAUAAUAUUCUAUUUCAUAAAAGGUUGAGACAUAUUAAUAUUUUAUCAUAUAAAGGAAAAACAGCAGAUAAAAAUAAAUUAUAUUUAUUAUUUCAAAAUAUUCAUGGUAAUAUCUUAAAAACAUAUUCAACCCCCUUAGAGGAAACCAUCAUAGCUUGUUAUGCAUAUCAAAUUAUUGAUUUGUUGGAAUACAUGCACAACAAUUUUAUAAUAUUCCAGGGUAAAAA